AUGGUGAGCUUGUCGACUAAGAGCUUGCUGGCUCUGCUAUGGGCCAGCGCUGCUCUUGCGACAUCACUUUUUGCUGAACCAAUCUCAAAUCGUGGUCUCGAAGUACGCGACGGAGCAGUUUGCCCAGAUGGUUACACAUCUAAGAACGGCAUGAACUUCACAACGUAUUGCAAGACUAACAACCCCUCUAACGAUGCCUACGGCCCAUUCGCAUCGCCCUCCAUGGCAGAUUGCAUGGAGCACUGCUCUCGCUAUUGGGGCGAUAGCGAAGGCUGCUACGGCAUAGUCUGGCGCGAAGACAACAAAUGCUGGAUCCGCAACAGCACGACCAGUGUAGCCGGCGUAAAAGACUCGACCGACGGCACCCACUCCGCGCUCGUCGCCCCCAACACAUACGCCAAGAUAUCGACGACUUGCCCCGAAGCCGACCUCUCAACCCAUACCCUUGAUGGCGUACCAGGCCUCGGCUAUACCGUGCACUGCAACAAGGUUAUAGAUUCGACGUUUGAUACCUGCUGGUCUGGCUACCCGAAACCGUGCUGGGAUGCGCAGCACUUGGACGGCCAUUUUAUCGGCUUCUACCAUACCGAGACUCUCGAGGAAUGCGUCCGGAUUUGCACUGAUCAGAGUCCUCUCUGCAAGGCUGUGUCGUGGAACCCGGGCUAUGAAAUUGGAUUUGCAAAUUGUUGGCCCAAAAGCGGCUUCAGCGACAACGACAUGUCCACGCCGUCCACAAAGAACGGUAUACUCCACACGGUAACCAUCACUUCUUUCGAUAGUGUUGACGCCGACUGUCCAUCCUCACAGGACUAUACUGCAAGGGGCAAUACAAACUUCAAGAUCCAUUGCGGCCAGCUCAACGAAGGGACGAAUAUCACAUCGAUCCACACGCAGAACAUAACUUCAUGCAUGGACUCGUGCGCUACAACAGACAAAUGUGUAGGCGUCGUAUUCGACUCGACGUUGCAAAACGGUUUCAGCAACUGCUACCUACAGAACACUACAUCAACCAUCAGCAACAAGGCAUCCGCAACCUUCGCCGCGCUCUCCGGCUCCUCCGUCCCCUCUUCCUCAUCGUCCUCGACACCAGGCAACCCCAACCCAUCACCCUCAGACGACAGUGGAAGCAAAGCCUGGAUCGCCGGCCCCGUAGUCGGCGGCCUCGCAGGCCUCGCCAUAAUCGGCGGCGCGAUUUUCCUCUGGCGGCGACGGAAGAACGCCCAAAACAUCCACAGCGAGGGGAAUUCCGGAGGCCCAUACGAUGCAGCGCCAGCGUACUCGCCAGUCGUGACACCGCACGGUGCGCCGCAGCACACGGGCUACUACGAUGCUCACCCCAUGAGCGAGGCGGAUGGCACAGCAGUGAGGACCGAACUGCCCGAGACGACAAAGUACGCGCAUCGCACGGGAGAGGGAGAGGUGCACGAGGCGCCCUGA
Molecule: messenger RNA, 1437 nt
Organism: Ascochyta rabiei
Lineage: Eukaryota; Fungi; Ascomycota; Dothideomycetes; Pleosporales; Didymellaceae
Exons: 3
Coding region: 1-1437 (478 amino acids)
Source: RefSeq, a predicted model, not a curated record